AUGACAUCGUUUAAGACGCAUUUUUCUGUUAUCCUAAUAAUUGCGUUGGCAUUUUGGCCCAGAGAAGGGGCUGUGAUAAAAGUGAAGUUUUUCAAUCUUGAAUGUGAAGAGUACGAUCGACCAUUUGCUACAUUUGAAAAAUGCUAUCUAAAAGCUGUGGCUCGUGAUGUUGUCAGCAUGCAGUUGCAUGUUGCAUUACAUAAAACUCCCAUCAAUAAUAUUUCGCUCCAUGCACAACUAUUCCAACGCGGUAUGGGCUAUCGACCCUUUAUGUACAAUACCACAUUGGAUUUUUGUGAAUUUCGCAAAAAGCCAACACGAAGCAUGUUUUGGAAAAUUGUCUUUGACAUGGUUUCUCCAUAUACAAAUGCUAAUCAUACAUGUCCUUAUGAUCACGAUAUCAUUAUCAAAGAUUGGAGCUUGCAGCCUGAUAUGUUUAAAUUGAUACCAUUUCCGGAAAAUGACUAUAUGGUGAUGUUACAGUUUGGAGCCUACAACAUUUACAGGGCAAAAGUAAAAGUCUAUGUGAGAAUUUUUCAGUAAAGCAAAGUAGUCGUAAGUCAUUAAUGUGAAACUCCCAUCUUAAUCAUAAUAUUGAUGUAAACUUUGUGUAGUAAAUAGCG
Molecule: messenger RNA, 623 nt
Organism: Stomoxys calcitrans (stable fly)
Lineage: Eukaryota; Metazoa; Arthropoda; Insecta; Diptera; Muscidae
Exons: 3
Coding region: 1-543 (180 amino acids)
Source: RefSeq, a predicted model, not a curated record